Molecule: messenger RNA, 3527 nt
Organism: Oryza brachyantha (malo sina)
Lineage: Eukaryota; Viridiplantae; Streptophyta; Magnoliopsida; Poales; Poaceae
Product: protein STRUBBELIG-RECEPTOR FAMILY 3
Exons: 19
Coding region: 595-2937 (780 amino acids)
Biological process (GO): protein phosphorylation
Molecular function (GO): ATP binding; protein kinase activity; protein binding
Source: RefSeq, a predicted model, not a curated record
CACACACAGCACAGCAGCAGUAACAGACGCGCUCUCGCCGCCGCUCGCCACCCGCGGGCUUAUCUGCGUGUGCGUCUCUCCCUCCCUCCCUCCCCGCGACGGUCUGCGCGAGCAGCAGAUCUGCGUUGGGUGCCGAUCCAAUCCAAUCCAUCCAUUCCACCCCCGUCUCUUUCCCCUUUCUCCCUCCCGUCGCGUCGCCUCGUAGUCGUCCCUGCUGUUCUCCACCGAGCGAGCAAAAAAAUCCUUAGCGGCCAAGGCUUCCGGGCUCGGGGGAGAACUGAAGAGCGAGGAGAGUAUUGAAACGCAUUACGAAGGGGGGGAGUUUGCGAGAAAGGAGGACGGCGCACUCGGUCGCUGGUGGUGGUGUGAGAAGUAGUAGUAGUAGUAGUAGCUUUCGGUGGCGAGCGUCUCCAUAAAGCAGCGGCAAAGAUAGGUAGGGUCGUCGUCGUAGGGGUGCCGGAGCGACAAGAAUCUGCAGAUAUUCAUCAUUCACCUGAGCGCGCCGCGCAGAGAUUAAAGCAAAGUUGGCGAUUUCCUUUCUUCACCAUUCUGUGGAAGUGCUCGUCAGGUAAUGCCCGCAUUGGAAAAUCCUUCAUGGAUGUUCGUGCGGUGAAGAGCAGGUCCUUGCUCUCGGUGGUUGCCGUCGUCUUGCUGCUGCUCUCCGCCGCGCUGCCGCUGUCGCAGUCUUACACUUAUGAGCAAGAUGUGUUUGCUAUAAAUGGCUUGUACACUGCACUUGGAUCGCCUUCAGUGCCUGGAUGGAUUACAAACGGUGGCGAUCCCUGCAAUGAAGGCUGGCAGGGUGUUGAAUGCGUGGUCUCAAAUAUUACCUCCAUAGUUCUCAAUGGUGCAAAUUUAGGGGGACAAUUGGGUAACACUCUAGGGAAUUUCACGUCGCUAAUAACCUUAGAUCUGAGCAACAAUAAUAUCGGUGGAACCAUACCAGAUAACCUGCCAAUCACAUUGCAGCGUUUUUUCCUUUCUGGUAACCAGCUAAGUGGCAGUAUUCCAAAUACAUUGUCAACACUUACACUUUUGACAGGCUUGUCCCUCAAUAACAACCAUUUAGUUGGAGAGAUACCAGAUGCAUUUUCAACGUUAACUGGACUUGCAAAUUUGGAUUUUUCUUCCAACAAUUUGACUGGUCCUUUGCCACCUUCCAUGGGAAACUUGAAAGCAUUGACUAGCCUGCAUAUUCAGAAUAAUCAAAUAACUGGGAUCCUUAAUGUGCUGCAAGAUCUCCCUCUCCAGGAUUUGAACAUAGAAAACAAUCUUUUCUCUGGUCCUGUGCCUGUGAAGCUACUGAACAUGCCAAACUUUAAGAAGGAUGGGAACCCAUUCAAUACCAGCAUAGCCCCAUCAGCAUCGCCCCCCGCUGCAUCAACGCCAUUACCAUCAGUAUCACCUCCAGCAGGGCAUCUCCCCACAAAAGAACCUUCAAAUUCUUCUAAUGCAGCAGAAGGGAAUACUCCAUCAAGAAAACAUACUGUUUCUGCAGUCAAAUUUGUUGGAUACAUUCUUGUUGGGGUGGUAUCAGUGGUAGUUCUCGUGCUAAUGGUGAUGUUCUGUUUAUCCAAGUACAAAGAAAGAAAGUCGAGAGAUGAUGCGUAUACAAAAAAACAGUUAGGAAGGUCUCCUCAAAAGCUUAAGGAACCUAAAAUCAAGGAAGUUUCAGACAUCAAGGAACCCCCUGUUAAACUCAAGAAUAAUGCUGGAAAAGCUUCAAAUGUGAUUUCUCAUGUGAGGGAGGAGCAGAAGUUGAAUGUGUCAACAGCAGCAGCUUCAGAUGCAGUUUAUAAUGCAAAGGAAGGGCGGAAGCCAGGUUCAUCAUUGCCAGCUGCUCCUAGGGUGGUUGCAAUGAAACAAAUAGAACAUGUGAUUGAUAUGGAAAAAUCAGAUAAUUUUGUGGAGGAACCACUCCAUCCACCACAGUCUGCUGUACUGCGUAAUGAAAAAGUCAAUGUCAAUCCCAGCGUGCGUACUAGAAAGGGAAGAGUACCUUCAGUUGGGAAAUUGGAGUUAACAACUACCGUCAAGUCAUUCUCUAUUGCAUCCCUUCAGCAAUAUACCAAUAGUUUCAAUGAAGAAAAUUUGAUAAGAGAUAGCAGGUUUGGUAAGGUAUAUCUGGCAGAGCUUCCAGACGGAGAGCUACUGGAAGUUUUGAAGAUUAGUGCUGUUAACUCGAGAAUACCGGUGGAUGCCUUUCUAGAGCUAGUUGUGAACAUAUCUGAACUGACGCAUCCUAACAUACUCAGGCUUGUUGGAUACUGUGCGGAGUUUGAUCAGCGAUUACUUGUGUAUGAGCACUGUAGCAAGAUGACUCUACAUGAUGAACUUCAUUACGUUGAUGACUCAAACAAGGCACUAUCAUGGAAUGCACGCCUCCAAGUUGCUGUGGGGGCAGCAAAAGCAUUGCAAUAUCUUCACGAUGGCUGUCAACCUCCAAUUGUACAUCAGAAUUUUGAACCAUCUGUUGUUCUUCUCAACAGCACUUUAGUUGUGCAUAUUUCUGAAUGUGGCCUUGCGGCACUGUCAUCAAAAUCAGCAUCUCAGUUGUCUGGCCAUAUGCGCACUUUAUUCCAUUAUGAAGCCCCUGAAGUGCAUGAAUCUGGAUCAUUAAGCGAUCGAAGUGAUGUUUACAGCUUCGGAGUUGUCAUGUUGGAACUUCUUACUGGGCGUAAACCUUAUGACAGUUCACGUCCACGUGCUGAGCAACAUCUGGUGCGGUGGGCAAGUUCUCAGCUUUACGAUAUUGAUGCUAUAUCAAAGAUGGUAGAUCCCUCCAUUCGAGGGCAGUGUUCUGAAAAGGCAUUGUCUCGUUUUGCUGACAUUAUCAGCAGUUGUAUUCAGCAUGAGCCAGAGUUUAGGCCCUCAAUGUCUGAAGUUGUCCAAGAUUUAACUCGUAUGGUGAGUGAUUCAACAAAGGCUUCCAUGUAGGCGCUUUCAAAAGGAUGACAAACCUGGAACCCUCGAUCAGUUGGUCCAUUGAUGAAAUUUCAAGAGUUAUCAAGUCAUAUUUCCCGCUUGCGAAGAUGGUGUUGAUCAUUCAUGCCGUCGAUAGGCGUAGGCCGAUCAAGGAAAGUCCAAGCAGCGAACUUGUGAAGCGGUGAUGUGCAGAUUCCUGCAAUUUUUUACCCUUUCCCCUAGCCAUUUAGCCAGUGAUGCUCCUCCGUGAUCUCUCUCUAUAGUUAUGUAGCCAGUACUCUGCUAUCAAUACUUCGAAGUGCCUGGUUUCGUUUCAGAUCACAUGACGUGAUCUGCGUAGUUUUUAAGACGGUAUUCCAUAUGUAAAUAUACUCAGAAGUGAAGAAAACUUUGUAUGUCAGUAUUGCGACUUUAUUCCUUUGUAUGUCAAUGUGUUGAGUUUAUUAUGACGGUUUGACGCAGAUACAUUAAGGAAGUCGGUUAGCUACAUCAGUUCUGGCAAAUCUCUGGCAUAUCUGUAUAUUUUCCUCACCAUUCAAUGUGUACCAGGCUGAUAUGAAUAUCUGAUAUUCUAGUCUGAUCUGAUAUUGAUGAUCUCUUCG